This is a messenger RNA of Phalaenopsis equestris, 459 nucleotides long. Its product is annotated as auxin-responsive protein IAA4-like. Lineage: Eukaryota; Viridiplantae; Streptophyta; Magnoliopsida; Asparagales; Orchidaceae. The transcript is spliced from 4 exons. Gene Ontology annotation, cellular component: nucleus. Gene Ontology annotation, biological process: regulation of DNA-templated transcription. Bases 1 to 459 code for a protein of 152 amino acids. The record is from RefSeq and is a predicted model, not a curated record.
AUGGAAGAACAUGAAAAUUCUUCCUCUUCCUCUUCCAAUAGCAGCAGCCACCCUCUUCUUCCUUCUUCUUCUUCUUCUUCGUUCUGCAACAGGAAGGUUUUAAGCACAGAUCUACGGAUAGAAAUGCAAAAUCAAAAUACAGAAAACUUAUUUGUGAAGGUAUAUAUGGAAGGAAUUCCAAUUGGGAGGAAAUUAGAUUUGUUGACUCAAGAUGGCUAUCAGAGUUUGAUAAGAACACUGCAAGAAAUGUUCAGAACCACGAUUAUCAGAGAGUUUCAAUUACAGAUCUACGGCUCAGCUUCUUCAUUUCAGGAAAAUUCUCAUAAUGAGAGCAGCAGCCACCCUCUUAUUCCUUCUUCUUCUUCGUUCUGUAAUAGGAAGGUUUUAAGCACAGAUCUACGGCUUGGAUUGAGAUCUUCAGCUUCUUCAUUUCAGGAAAAUUCUCACUAUGAAAGGUAG